Molecule: messenger RNA, 330 nt
Organism: Chondrus crispus (carragheen)
Lineage: Eukaryota; Rhodophyta; Florideophyceae; Gigartinales; Gigartinaceae
Exons: 1
Coding region: 1-330 (109 amino acids)
Source: RefSeq, a predicted model, not a curated record
AUGACAAGCUGCUCGUCCUUAACAAUAGCAAUCGACGCUGUUGUCCCGCUAUCCAUCCCACAUUGCGCAGAAUUAAGCGCCGCGGUCACUUCUUCAAACGCCUCCCGGACGACCGUCUCCAAGUCUGCGCUUUGGUCGUCCAUGAGUUUCCGGUCAAUCGCGAAGUUCAUCCUUUCCGAGGCUAGGGCGCUAGCUUGCUCGCCCUGUGGCCCAUGUCCAUCGAACACGCCGAUUAGGAAGACACCAGGUAGCCGCCUCGGAUUUCUCCUUCUGCGCAUCGUAUGGAAGGCUGUGACGUCUGGGCGCAUGGUCCUGCAUGCGCUAUCCUGA